Topomyia yanbarensis is the source of this 1884-nucleotide messenger RNA. RefSeq names its product zinc finger protein draculin-like. Gene Ontology annotation, cellular component: nucleus. The record is from RefSeq and is a predicted model, not a curated record. The coding region runs from base 111 to 1835 and encodes 574 amino acids. The transcript has 4 exons. Gene Ontology annotation, molecular function: zinc ion binding. Lineage: Eukaryota; Metazoa; Arthropoda; Insecta; Diptera; Culicidae.
CUAGCCUUUCCUGUUGCAAGUUUGAAGAAUUCCCAAUAAUAAAAUUCGUUUUUAUUUUCGAGUUGUGAACAAAACGAUAGCAAAUUAUUUUGUUUUGCGUUACUAUAACUAUGGAAAGUGCAAUAGACAUACAAAAUAUAUGCCGUCUUUGUUGCAAGAGUAAGAAGCGGUUGAACGAUAUCGCCGUUCUCGAGAAAGACGAGAAAUAUCCGUUGAAACAAAUUUUCACCGAUACUCUGCGGUUAGAGUAUAAUUCCGAGGACGGUUUACCGCAAAGCAUUUGCAAAUUAUGCAGCACAGAAGUGCUCAGGAUUCACAAAACAGUGGAAGGUUACCGGGCCAAUGAUGUGCUACUUCGGAAUCAGUUGAGAAGUACUGUCAAUAACGAUAUAAAACCAAUGCUGUCAAUAGAAAUUCUAAGUCAAACAGAACAGGAUGACCCGAUCAUCGAUCAACCUGAUAUCAAGGAAGAAGAACCGGAAUAUCUCGAAAAUUAUAGCCCAGCUUCAGAUGCGGAAUGUUUUGAUAAUCACAAUUCAGCCUUAGAUACGGAAUAUGUUGAGAAUCAAAAUUCGGGUUCGGAAACGGAAGACCAGGAUGAGUGGCCACCACGUGACGAAAUAAAUGGAUCGAAUGUACUGGCAGUGUCGCCGAAAACUCUACCAAAGGGGUCGUGUAUACUAAAAUCAAAAUCGACUAUUCCUGAGAACAGGAUACACCCACAAAAAUCACGGCGCCAUCGCCGGGAUUCGGAACAUCCUUAUCGCCCUCGUUUGAAUGAUUUUAAAUGCUACAUCUGUAAGAACGAAUCUUUGGAGUCCAAGCAAGCUCUACUUGCUCAUUUGCAUUCCCAUUCUGAUCAGUUACCUUACACUUGCACCAUCUGCGUAAUGGAAACGAUAGUUAUUGAAAGUGUUACGACAUUAAAUAUACACAAACGUAUGCACGAGAAUCCAUACAAAUGCGAUUACUGCGAUCGACGGUACACCGAUAAACGUAACAUCGGUCUGCAUGUGCAGUAUUAUCAUCUGGGAGAAAGUGCUCCCUGUCCGUCCACUUGUGAGCAAUGUGGAAAAGUUUGCCCUUCAAAACUGUCUUUGAAAUGGCACCAGGUUGUUCACACCAAACCGCUGACAUGUGAACAGUGCGGCAAAGUUUUCACUCAAAAGAGUAAACUUCGCCGGCACACUCAAAAACGCCACGGACAAGCCAAACAGUUCCUGUGUCAUAUUUGCAAUAAAAUUUUGCAUUCGCUCGACGCAGUUCAACUUCACAUUGAGAACUUACAUUCGGAGAAACAGUUGCCCUGUUCGUUUUGUCCGAAAAAAUUUAGUGCCAAGCAAAUGCUUCGAAUUCAUGAGAACAAACAUAAGCGUGAUCCUAGCUAUAAGCCUCCGCAAAGCUAUAAAGAACACUACACACUUCUGGACGGCGCCGAUGAAGGGUGGUCGCAGUGUAAAAUAUGUGGCACCAAGUUCAAAGGAAAAACUAUCUUUCCGCAUAUGAGAACGGUACAUUUUGCGCAACAAUACCGCUGCGAAACUUGCGAAGCUACUUUCAAAUGCAAGGAAAGCUACGAUGCGCACGUCCUGGAGCAUGCGUUCGGCAAGACGUUUCGGUGUGCAAUAUGUGGUAAGGAGUUUUCCACGAAGAAGUUUCUGGUAACACAUCUUAAAACGAAGAAACAUAGGGAUCACCCGUUGGCAAAAAAUCUGGACUGGUUAACUGCUCAAGCUAAAGAUUUCAAGCAUAAGGUCGAAGGUACUCUGCAUGAUCAGGGGACGGAAGAACUCGAUUCGGCUGUCGCUGGAUUGAUGCAAGGUAGCACUAAGUAACUACGAUAAGUUUUUGUUGGUUGACCAAAAAUAAAUAUCCAUUUUUAGA